AUCCCAAUAAUAUUCCAUCUUCAACGUUAUUUUCUAUUUUUUGGAUUAAUUUUCGCAUAUAUAGUCUCAUUCAAGGAAAUGCCAAAUGCUUUUUACAUUGAGGACGAUCGCAAAAUGAAACCUAGGUAGGCUGUAAAAGGGAAGUGUAUGCUAUUUCUUAUCGAUAUUAGUGAUAAUAUUCAAGUGUUAUUAAGGGCUGAGAACUUUGUAAUUUUGAGAUCUACGCAAGUUAACCAACUUUACGUCUUACGUGGAAAUAGAUAUGCCAAAAGAAUCAAAAAUCCAUGUUCAUAUGCUUUCUUGGCCUUCUUGGCAUCACACGACAAAGUUAAUCACUCUUCUUAUCUCCUUAUAUUUUUUCCAGCAAGAUAUAAAGCGUGUAGGAGUAUGUGGAAGUUUCAGCCAACUUUCCCGCAAAAAUCAUUCCCAUAAAAAUAACGAAAAAACAAGAGGAAACGAAAAAAUGGUCACAAAUGAAGAUAUAAGUCUCAAUUGCAUUAAUCUUGGCAAUGAUUUCGAAGAUAUUUUCAUGUUAGAGAUCCCUGAAGACAAGAUGGUCAACCUCCUCAAAUCAAUGAUCAAAAAGUAGUGGCCAAACCGAUAUAUCGAUCCAAGUAAAUUUAUUCUUUACAAAGUAGCUGGUGUGAAUGUUGCUUUGUCUUUUCCCGAAGUCUUUAAAAAAGAGAAGGAGGGUAAUAAGUGGAGAUAAUGAAAGAUAUUCAGAAUGAUCAAGACUGCGGCUAUUCGUAUCAAAGAACAAUUUCAGUUAAUCGUUGUCACUACGGCCCGGUUGAUUUCGCAAUAGACUUACUCCAAUCCGCAAAAACCGUUGGUGUGACAUAAGUAAAGGACGAAGACUUAUAAGGGCAUUGCUCAGAAUGCCGUCCAACUUGAUCAGCUUUAUCAAUCCGUAAGUGUAAAGCAAGUGAGAUGGAAGAAAGAAAUGUUUUUACGGGGAAGACUUUUGGGAUCGUCACAGUUGCGGAAAAGUGGUAUUUUAUGGAAUGUUCGUAUAACGAGGGGAAGUUGUCGUUUAAGCUGUGACCGUUGUGUACAAAGAUGAGAAUU
Molecule: messenger RNA, 1068 nt
Organism: Rhizophagus irregularis DAOM 181602=DAOM 197198
Lineage: Eukaryota; Fungi; Glomeromycota; Glomeromycetes; Glomerales; Glomeraceae
Source: RefSeq, a predicted model, not a curated record